UGGCGGCGCCUGCGCAGAGAGGCGCGCAGGCAACCUGGCCCUCGUCAAGGGGCGUAAUCCGCCGUGAAGUAUGGAUCCCGAGGGCGGGCUGGAGAUUGAGGUGGAGUUUGAACGAGAAGAGGGGGAGCCCGAGGUGAAGAAGCGGAAGCUUAUGUGUGUGGAGUUUGCCUCCGUCGCCAGCUGCGACGACGCCGUGGCUCAGUGCUACCUGGCCGAGAACGACUGGGAGAUGGAAAGAGCCCUGAACUCCUACUUCGAGUCUCCUAUAGAGGAGAGCACCUUGAAAAGUCUUUCCGAGGCCUCCCCUGAGCGCGAGCCCUGUGUUGACUUAACCAGUGAAGAGACAACUGAUUGCAGUAGCUCGAAAACCAGCACAUCUGACAAGAUUCAGCAGGAAGAUGGCAGCAUGCUCUCUGUCCUUACUUGGAAUAUUGAUGGACUAGACCUAAACAAUCUGCAAGAGCGGGCCCGAGGGGUGUGUUCCUACUUAACUUUGUACAGUCCAGAUGUGAUAUUUCUCCAGGAAGUUAUUCCCCCAUAUUAUAACUACCUAAAGAAGAGAGCAAGUAGUUAUGAGAUUAUUGCAGGUCAUGAAGAAGGAUAUUUUACAGCUAUAAUGUUGAAGAAAUCAAGAGUGAAAUUUAAAAGCCAAGAAAUUAUUCCUUUUCCAAAUACAGAAAUGAUGAGAAACCUUUUGUGUGUGCAUGCGAGUAUGUCGGGAAAUGAACUUUGCCUUAUGACUUCCCAUUUGGAGAGCACAAGAGGACAUGCCAAAGAGCGAAUGAACCAGUUCAAAAUGGUUUUAAAGAACAUACAAGAGGUUCCAGAGUCUGCUACCGUCAUUUUUGCAGGAGAUACAAAUUUAAGGGAUCUAGAAGUUACCAGAUGUGGUGGUUUACCCAGCAACAUUUUAGAUGUCUGGGAGUUUUUGGGCAAACCUAAGCAUUGCCAGUAUACAUGGGAUACAGAAAUGAACUCUAAUCUUGGAAUAUCUGCUAAGUGUAAGCUUCGUUUUGAUCGGAUAUUUUUCAGAGCAGCAGCAGCAGAAAAUGGAUACAUUAUUCCCCGAAGUUUGGACCUCCUGGGUUUGGAAAAACUAGACUGUGGUAGAUUUCCUAGUGAUCACUGGGGUCUUCUGUGUAAUUUAGAUGUAAUACUAUGACAUGCUUAUCAUAUAAAAGUUUAAAAUGUUCUAAGUAGUUUUGUUCUGGAUUUUUGCAAAUAUAAUUUCUACCUGUUUGGAAAAGUUAGAUUCAGUAUAACAGAAUUAAUAUACUGGGUCACUCUUAACACAAAAAGCUACUGUGCUUUUAUUUUGUGAAUUGAGUCCACAAAAUGCAGAACUGAAUAUCAGUGUUUAUUUAAAUUAAAAGUAGACCAAGCACUGAGAGUUAUGAGAGGCCUCUUAAUGAAAGGGUGCAAAGACUGUCAGCUUUGACUAGUGGUCUUAGCUGCAUGCUGGGUUUCAAGCAGGAUCAGAGCCUCUCUGUGGGCUAGUUUUAUAUUUGAUUUAUUUUUUAAAUCACACACUAAAGAUGAUAAUUAUUUUAAAUAAGAUUUCAACGGAAGAUGAUUAAAGUCAGGUUUAUAGUGGUACUGGACUUUUUUUUAAAGAGAAAAAUAAAUGUGUAAAGAGAGAGCCACUUAGUUUUGCCACUUGUAAAGUAAUUACAAGAAACUAAAGAGCACUUUCAAAUGUGCUUUUAAAAAAUUGGGUUUUCCCAUAAGAAAUGAACUUUAAAUAAAGAAUUUCACUUGUUUGCUUUA
Condylura cristata (star-nosed mole) is the source of this 1767-nucleotide messenger RNA. It is a transcript of the gene TDP2, whose product is annotated as tyrosyl-DNA phosphodiesterase 2. NCBI's taxonomy places the organism in Eukaryota, Metazoa, Chordata, Mammalia, Eulipotyphla, Talpidae. Gene Ontology annotation, molecular function: protein binding; 5'-tyrosyl-DNA phosphodiesterase activity; single-stranded DNA binding. The coding region runs from base 71 to 1162 and encodes 363 amino acids. The transcript has 7 exons. Gene Ontology annotation, cellular component: PML body; cytoplasm. The record is from RefSeq and is a predicted model, not a curated record. Gene Ontology annotation, biological process: double-strand break repair.